This is a messenger RNA of Impatiens glandulifera, 1515 nucleotides long. Its product is annotated as RNA demethylase ALKBH9B-like. NCBI's taxonomy places the organism in Eukaryota, Viridiplantae, Streptophyta, Magnoliopsida, Ericales, Balsaminaceae. Gene Ontology annotation, molecular function: demethylase activity; mRNA binding. The transcript is spliced from 6 exons. Gene Ontology annotation, biological process: mRNA catabolic process. The record is from RefSeq and is a predicted model, not a curated record. The coding region runs from base 112 to 1386 and encodes 424 amino acids.
CUUUAAUACAGCUAACAAUCUUAAGCUUAUAAAUAGCCGACAGCUUCAUCUAGAUUCAAUUUAUCUCUGAUUCUUCCCUUGAAAGACGACAGCUUUAUCGAAGUAGAAGAGAUGUCUUCAGAAUCUCUUAUCGAUCGUUUGAAAAACUUAGAUCCUAAGGAGCUUUUGAAGGUUCUAUCAUCAUGCGAAGGGUUUUGUCUGGAUUGUUCAUCUCUGAUGCAUUCUCGCAUUGAUAAUCUUAUUUCCGAAAAGCUGGAUGUUCUUUCAAUACCAGUUCAUAAUAGUGAAGUUAAUGGUGAAUUGUUUAGCCCUAAUGGAACACAUGAACAUGAAACUUCUGGAAGGCAUAAAAGGUUUAUCGAAUCUUCGCCUCAAUCUGUUAGUACCAAACAGAUGAUAAAAUCUCAAUCAAGAUUAGAAAUCCUUCUAAAAGAUGGUCUUAGCGAUGGAAUUCAUUCACAGUCUAAUGGAAUGUCUGAGGAUGAGAAGGAAUUGAUUAGGAUUUCUGAAGUUGGUAGGAAAAAGGAUUUCGUUUAUAGGGAGAAUAUUCGAGGGAAGAACAUUAAUGUUCUUCAAGGACUCGAGCUUCACACAGGUGUCUUUAAUGUCGAAGAACAGAAGAAGAUUGUUGAAUGUGUUUAUGAAUUUCAGCGGUUGGGACAAGAUGGACAACUUAGAAGAAAAACUUAUUCGGAACCGAACAAGUGGAUGCGAGGAAAAGGACGUGUCACAAUUCAAUUCGGAUGCUGUUACAAUUAUGCUGUGGACAAAAAUGGGAAUCCUCCUGGUAUAAUGAGAAACGAAGAUGUUGAUCCAAUGCCUUCGAUUUUCAAGAAAAUGAUCAAACGAAUGGUGAGAUGGAACGUUCUUCCUUCAUCGUGUGUCCCAAAUAGUUGCAUCGUAAAUAUUUACGAUGUUGGCGAUUGCAUACCGCCACAUAUCGAUCAUCAUGAUUUUGUUAGACCAUUUUGCACGGUUUCGUUCUUGGCCGAGUGCAAAAUUCUUUUCGGAAGUAAUUUGAAGAUUGUUGCCCCGGGAGAAUUCGCCGGACCUGUCUCAAUUCCUCUACCAUUAGGGUCGGUUUUCAUUCUAAGUGGUAAUGGUGCUGACGUGGCAAAACAUUGUGUUCCAGCAGUUCCAGCAAGAAGGAUUUCGAUUACAUUCAGGAGAAUGGAAGAAAGUAAGAUACCUUAUCAAUAUAGACCCGACCCAGAACUGGUCGGUCUCAAGCCUAUGGUUGUGGAUAAGCCUUCUGUUGGUAGCUCUUCUGUACCGGUUAUUGUUCGCGAACAUAAAGAGGUUAAAAAUUUUGAAAACGACGAUUUUCCACCGCUUGGGAGUUCGAGUGGUCGGAGAAAUCAUAGGAAUGGAUGGAGACCGGCAUGAGAUUAUUUCUUAGGCUAAAGUUUAAUUAUUUGAUUAGAGAUUGUACUUUUUAAUUUUUUUUCCUAAGUUUGUUUACUGAAUAAGGAGACAUGAAUAAUGAUAGUUUUCUGGGAUGUGUGUAUGGUUGAU